AUGAACAUAAUUGUAUCAACUGAAACAGAGAGACAAAAGAAAUUCGGUAAAGCAAGUCAGGCACGACAACGAAAAAUCAACAAUGUUCAAGCAGUUAAGUCCAGUUCAGCUGAUGUGGAAGAACCCAUUGAGCAAGAUCUUCUAAACCAAGUAGUAAAAGAAAAGAAAGGACCCAAGCAAGGUGAGCUAGUUUCUGCUCUAAAGACAGUAAAAGCAGAACUUGCUGAGCUUAGGGAAACUCUGACAAACCAACAAGCGAAAGCCAAGGAGCAAGAAACUGGGUAUAAGGAAAACCAAGCGGGACGUAGGGGAAGAUUAUGUACAAAGUGUCAGGAAGCCAAAGAACUAAACUGUGACCACUGUUUUCGAUGUGGUAGUUCAGACCACUUUGCCAGAGGAUGCAAGAGACCGAAUUCGGGAAACGGAAGAUGGCUGCAGCCGAGGGACAGGAAGUAGCCAGUAAAUCAAGUAAGUCCCAUUUUUGUUCUAAAUGUUUAAAAACUGAACAGUAUGGAAACUCCUUUUCAAGAUGUUCUGGUUGUCAAUUAGUACGAUAUUGUUCAAAAGAGUGCCAGAAACAGCACUGGAAAGAACAUAAAGUACUGUGCAUGUCAGUUAGAGAACUGAAAGUUGAUAACAAUUCCAAUGCUAAGGGAAAUCAGGAUAUUGGUACAUAUGUCAGCCAUUUAACCUCAGGAGAAUAUUCAAACGUCGUGGGUUUAGUGGGUAGAAGAUGUAUGGUACAUUUUCAGUUAAAUGGACAAAAAGUACAUUCUGUACGGGACACUGGUGCACAAGUGUCACUGAUCUCAAAAAAAUGGCUGGAUGAACAAUUGCCUGAUGCACUUAACUCCCUCAUUGAUCUCCUUUCAAGUCCACCGAUUCUAGUGUAUCCCGAUGUAAACCUGCCGUAUACAUUAUAUACUGAUGCUUCAGACAAAGGCCUCGGUGCUUCUCUUUACCAAUGUCAAGAAGGCAAGCUGCGAGUGAUUGGAUAUGGUUCGCGGACGUUGACAACAGCCGAAAAGAAUUACUAUUUGCAUUCUGGGAAGCUUGAAUUCCUGGCUUUGAAGUGGGCCAUCACAGAACAUUGUAGAGACUACCUCUAUUACGCGCCAUCGUUUGUUGUAUAUACCGACAAUAAUCCAUUAACGUACAUCACAUCCUCAGCCAAGUUAAAUGCUACUGGACAUCAUUGGUUAGCGGAACUAGCCGACUUCAACUUCACCAUAAAGUAUCGUCCUGGCCGUAAGAAUCAA
This is a messenger RNA of Paramuricea clavata, 1259 nucleotides long. Lineage: Eukaryota; Metazoa; Cnidaria; Anthozoa; Malacalcyonacea; Plexauridae. The record is from the annotation of a GenBank genome assembly.